This is a messenger RNA of Fonsecaea nubica, 543 nucleotides long. RefSeq lists its product as hypothetical. Lineage: Eukaryota; Fungi; Ascomycota; Eurotiomycetes; Chaetothyriales; Herpotrichiellaceae. The record is from RefSeq and is a predicted model, not a curated record. The coding region runs from base 1 to 543 and encodes 180 amino acids. The transcript has a single exon.
AUGACUCCUCCUCCUCUUCUCGCUCUGCCAUACGAGCUGCGACGGCAGAUAUGGACGCUUGUCCUGGGCCCAACCCAAGUCCACGCCUGCAAAUGCUCCUCAACACCUGGCAAGUGCACGUCCAAACACGUCGACGUAUGCUGUGAAGCGCUCAACGCCUACAAACUAUUCGAUAACCGCUUCCUAAGGGCAUGCCGCCAGAUCCAUGACGAAGUUCGUCCGUUGCUCAACUCGCCACCUCGAUUCAAUGUAUGCAGCGGGCUCUGCAUGGAGAGUUUGUUCUUGGGCAUCCAACCUCGUCAUCGGCGUUGGAUCAAGCAUGUGAGAGUGUAUGUGUAUAUCGGUGAUGCCACGCCAGAAGCUCUGAACGGUCAGAGUGGCCCAGAGCUGGUGCACAGAGCAGAGGCAUCCUGUGGUCGCUUCGUCCAGAGUGCACUGAAGUUUCAGGGAGUCGGACGUCUGUUAGAUGCGUCGUCAGUAAGAGAGAUCGAAGUUGAUGAUGUCGGAAGAAGAAAGCUAUGCGUGGAUCUAACGCUGGGUUGA